GCGGGGGCCAGAGCCCCCGAGCCCCGGCUGUGGGACCCGCGGGCGGGUGGUGCGGCCCCCAGCCCGGUCCGGCCUCUCGCCCGCCGCGGUGGCCCGGGGCAGCCCGUGCCGCUUGGAGACCGGGGGGGUGUUGGCACCGCAUCGGUGGGGUCUGAGCUGGGCUCGGCCCUGUCAUGCCUCCCCCAGAGCCCUGGCGCCCCCCGCAGCCCCCGGUACCGGCGGGGCCAGGUGGUGCCCUGUGCUGGGACCCGGCCCUGGGAGCCCAGGGCCGUGGCGGGGGACGCUGUUGGCCUUCCUGCUCCUCACAGCAAGAUUGCCUCGGUUUGACCCCCACUGUCAUCCAAAGGUGGGUUUUUGUCUUCAGGAAAGAUGAAACCCCUUGGAGGGGGAGAGGUGCCUGGGGAUGCGGGGGUGAUGGGCGAGGUGAAGGCACGGUUUCACAGGCCCUAAUGAGACCUUAGUGAGCUAAACCCUGAUGGCAUUGGCACACAGAUGGUGUCUCCAAACCCUCUGUGAUGGCCUCAGAAGCUUGAGGAGAUGCUGGUAGAAGAGAGUUGGCUGUCUUGGGGUCCCAGCCUGUGUGGGAUCUCACGGCCUGAUGGUCACCUUGGCUCCAUGCUCCAGCCCCUUCUUGCAGCACCAGUGAGCAGCCAUCUGGGCCUUGGCUCUCAGAGCCCUUGCAGGCAGCCACAGGGGAGCUGCUGGUGUCCUUGUGCUCUGCUGAAGUUGCUGGACUUGGUCACGUGGAGCAGGCUUGGGCAGUGGGCAUGGUACUCCUUGGAUGUGCAGUGUUGAGAGGCCCCUCAGGUUUCCUCGGGGCAGAGGGGUUCAGUGUUUGCUUCUCCACGUGCCGGUCGGUGCUAGGCCUUGCAGUUGCUUCGUGGGUUUGGGAUGCCCCUAGUUGGGAGGCUGGAAACUCUUUGCCCCAGCAAGCCCCAGUAUCAUCUCCCUCUUCAGGCAUGGAUUACCAGUGUUAAUAAGGCCAACAAGAUGGCCCUGCUUGCCUGGGCGAAAGAAACCGGCAUCAACCUGGUGCAGACCAACGGGCAGAGGCGGUAUGGUGGCCCCCCUCCAGGCUGGGUGGGCGACGCGCCACCAGCGGGCACGGAAGUGUUCAUUGGGAAGCUGCCGCAGGACAUAUAUGAGAACACACUGAUCCCACUCUUCCAGAGCGCAGGGAAGCUCUACGAGUUCCGCCUCAUGAUGACCUUCAGUGGGCUGAACCGGGGCUUUGCCUACGCCAAGUACAGUAGCCGGCGCAGCGCCAAAGAGGCCAUCGCUGCCCUCAACAACUUUGAGGUGCGGGAGGGCUGUGCCAUCAUGGUGUGCAAGAGCACGGAUAAGUGCGAGCUGAGCGUGGAUGGCCUGGCCACCUCGGUGAGCCGGAAGGAGGUGGAGGCCAUGCUGCGGCAGGUCACGGAGGGGGUUCUCAAGGUCACCCUGCAUACCAGCCCCUGCCAGAAAUGGGCACAGCUUGCUGUGCUGAAAUACAGUUCACACCAGGCUGCUGCCAUGGCCAAGAAAACCCUGAUGGAAGGGAACAGGCUCAGUGGCCCAUAUGUGAGGGUGGAUUGGCUGAACCCCGACCUGAAGAAGAAACUGCAGUCAUGCAGGGAGAAGCCAUCAUUCAGCCAGGUCCAAGGGGACAAGUGCCUGGGAGUCCCCACGCAGGCACCCCUGUCUCCGCUGCUGUGCAGCGCAGUGGACCGCCUGAACACGCUGUGCUGGAGGCAGUACCGGGGGACCCCCAUGUUCCUCACCAAGUGUGUCCAGGCAGACCCCAGUGGGUGGCUGAGGUUCUGGUGCCAAGUGGUGAUCCCAGGGUGUUCUGUGCCCUUCAGUGGGUUCACAUGGGUCUGGCAGAAUGGGCCAGGCAGGAGCAGGCAUGAGGAGGCGAAGGCUGCAGCGGCGCUGCGCAUUCUUCAGAUGCUAGAGAGCCAGCUGACAUAGGCAGCUGUGUCCUGCCCAAACCAGGAGCUGAACCUGAGCUGCCAGCCUCAGUGUCGCCAGCUGCAGGAGCAGUGUGUGAGCCCUGCUGGGGACCCGGUCCUGUUCCAGGCUUUCAGUUUGUUUGAGUUUGUUUUGAGAGCUGGGUGUGGAGGACAGGCCUGCUGCUCUGGUCUGUGACAGCUGCCUGUCCCCUGCCAGCCUUUGGGGUUCGUUCUGUUUUUUGGGGACAAAGGUUUACCUGCCCAGUUUGGCUUUUACAUUGGUUUGUGUUGUUCUGCUGUGGUGGAGACAGGCCUGGUGCAGGUCUUGGGAGAAGGAGAAGCUGCUAGGAAAGACUGCCAGCAGUGGCUAGGGAGAGGGGACAGUGGGGGCCACCUGGGCACCUCUGGGGGCCAUCUCACCUCUGCUGGCAUGCCUGGUUCCUGAGGAACAGCCUCAGGUGAGGACGAGGCCACACGUGGGGACUGUCCUGGUGGACAGGGGACAUUCCGUGGGCUGAUGGAGCUGUUUCUAAUGAGGGGAGUGCCUGCAGGCUCUGGGGGGCGCAGGGCUCUUGGGGCUGCGGGGAAGUAGCUGUGGGGUUACUGGCUGCACAUGAAUGAUUCCGUGAGACCAGGAGGUCCGGCCGCAUGCUGUUCACUUGGUAUUAAAGUAGCCUGGAAGGGA
Falco peregrinus (peregrine falcon) is the source of this 2616-nucleotide messenger RNA. RefSeq names its product DND microRNA-mediated repression inhibitor 1 (gene DND1). Gene Ontology annotation, molecular function: mRNA binding. NCBI's taxonomy places the organism in Eukaryota, Metazoa, Chordata, Aves, Falconiformes, Falconidae. The record is from RefSeq and is a predicted model, not a curated record. Gene Ontology annotation, biological process: mRNA stabilization; negative regulation of miRNA-mediated gene silencing. Bases 892 to 1950 code for a protein of 352 amino acids. Gene Ontology annotation, cellular component: cytoplasm; nucleus. The transcript has 4 exons.